GAAAAAAAAGAAAUGAAGCCUCUUCUCUCUCCUUCCUCCUCUUCUGUCUUAGGAGGCACGUCUCUCUCUUGCUUCUACACCUUGUUAGCUUUCAUUCUCUUCGUUGUCAUUCUUUACUCUGAGGACUUCCUCUGCAUCUUUGGCCAAGGCGAGCUCGUCCUAACCCAACCACCCAUCUCUCAAACAGAGAAGAAACAAGAGACGACGUCGCUGCCAUUCGCUAUAGGGAGAACUGAAGAAGGGUGCGACGUGUUCAGUGGGAGGUGGGUGAGGGACGAGUUGGCUCGCCCGCACUAUGAGGAAUCGGAGUGUCCGUACAUUCAACCCCAGUUGACGUGCCAAGAACAUGGAAGACCUGACAAGGAGUAUCAGAAAUGGAGAUGGCAACCCCAUGGCUGUGACCUUCCCAGUUUUAAUGCCACAUUGAUGCUGGAGGCCUUGAGAGGGAAGAGGAUGAUGUUUGUGGGUGACUCAUUGAACCGGGGACAGUAUGUUUCAAUGGUGUGCCUCCUCCAUAGAAUUCUCCCUGAGAAUGCAAAAUCCAUGGAAACCUCCCAGGAUCAGUCACUAGUUGUCUUCAGAGCCAAGGAUUAUAAUGCCACCAUUGAAUUCAACUGGGCACCAUUUCUUCUUGAAUCGAAUUCCGAUAAUGCUAUUGUUCACAGGGUGGCUGAGAGGAUGGUUAAGAAAGGUUCCAUCAACAAGCAUGGGAAGAAUUGGAAAGGAGUUGAUGUUUUGGUAUUCAACACCUAUCUGUGGUGGAUGACCGGCCAGAAGAUGAAAUUCUUGAGUGGAUCGUUUGAUGAUGAAAAGAAGGAUAUUGAGGAGCUGACAACUGAGGAAGCUUAUCGGGUGGCCAUGAAAAGCAUGCUGAAAUGGGUGAGGAAGAAUAUGGAUCGAAACAAGACAAGGGUGUUCUUCACUAGCAUGUCACCAUUGCAUAUAAAGAGCACUGAAUGGGGAGGUGAACCUGGUGGCAACUGUUACAAUGAAACAACUCUAAUUGAAGAUCCUAAUUACUGGGGAUCAGAAAGCAAAAGCAUUAUGCAGGUGAUUGGGGAAGAGUUCAGCAAAUCCAAGUACCCCAUUACGUUCCUCAACAUCACUCAACUCUCAAACUAUCGCAAGGAUGCACACACCUCGAUUUACAAGAAGCAAUGGACUCCACUGACCCCCGAGCAGCUAGCAAACCCCGUCAGCUAUGCUGAUUGUGUGCACUGGUGUUUACCUGGCCUUCAAGAUACCUGGAAUGAGCUUCUAUUCGCCAAGCUAUUUUACCCUUGAGUACAAUCUUGAAUGAUGAAAAUGUGAAAUCA
This is a messenger RNA of Theobroma umbraticum, 1316 nucleotides long. Its product is annotated as protein trichome birefringence-like 33. The record is from RefSeq and is a predicted model, not a curated record. Gene Ontology annotation, molecular function: O-acetyltransferase activity. Lineage: Eukaryota; Viridiplantae; Streptophyta; Magnoliopsida; Malvales; Malvaceae. Gene Ontology annotation, cellular component: Golgi apparatus.